Messenger RNA from Hevea brasiliensis (rubber tree), 879 nucleotides. RefSeq names its product acyl-acyl carrier protein thioesterase TE3, chloroplastic. Gene Ontology annotation, cellular component: chloroplast. The coding region runs from base 152 to 808 and encodes 218 amino acids. Lineage: Eukaryota; Viridiplantae; Streptophyta; Magnoliopsida; Malpighiales; Euphorbiaceae. Gene Ontology annotation, molecular function: fatty acyl-[ACP] hydrolase activity. The transcript is spliced from 5 exons. The record is from RefSeq and is a predicted model, not a curated record.
CUGUCCGUGAGGAUCCCACCAGAGCGCCUUAACGGUUGGCAGUUUCCAUGGAUUGUAACGCCCAGAAAGAAGAAAACAUCCCUUUUCCCAAUUUCACCCUCCCAACUGACCAAUUUCUCAUCAUCUCCAUCGCCUACUCACAGCACAAGCUAUGUCCCUGCAGGCAUUGGUCUCCCCAGUGCACGUGACUCUUCCUGUCUCACGUGCCAAGAUAACUUGGACCCAUCUCCGCCGUCCAUCAUUGCCAGCAUCCUUUCGAAUUUCCCGGCCGCCUCUGCCGCCACUUGUUCGGUCACUCCCCAUCUUGAGGAGCUGCACUGGACUGCCUUUUCUUGAUGUCAAAGGUGGCAAAGGAAUGAGUGGGUUUGUUGAAUUUGAGCUGAAGGUGCGUGAUUACGAGCUGGAUCAAUAUGGAGUUGUUAACAAUGCUGUUUAUGCGAGUUACUGUCAACAUGGUAAUCUUUUUGGUUUCCUUGCCAAUUUGGGUCGUCAUGAACUUUUGGAGAGGAUUGGUGUCAGUGCUGAUGCUGUUGCUCGCACUGGUGAUGCAUUGGCACUGUCAGAGUUGUCACUCAAAUUCCUUGCUCCUCUAAGAAGUGGAGACAGGUUUGUUGUCAGGGUGAGGAUCUCUGGCUCCUCUGCUGCUCGCUUAUACUUUGAUCACUUCAUCUUCAAACUGCCAAAUGAAGAGCCUAUUUUGGAAGCAAAAGCCACAGCAGUUUGGCUAGACAAAAAUUAUCGCCCUGUUCGUAUUCCAUCCGAGUUGAGAUCAAAAUUGGUUAAAUUUCUCAGAAAUGAGUCUAAUUAGUUUUAUCACCACUAGAAAUUGCAAAAUUUCCAUGCUUACUUGUUCUAAUCAUUUUUACUUGAAAAGAAGAC